Messenger RNA from Electrophorus electricus (electric eel), 1113 nucleotides. RefSeq names its product beta-1,3-galactosyltransferase 9 (gene b3galt9). Gene Ontology annotation, molecular function: hexosyltransferase activity. Gene Ontology annotation, cellular component: Golgi membrane. The record is from RefSeq and is a predicted model, not a curated record. NCBI's taxonomy places the organism in Eukaryota, Metazoa, Chordata, Actinopteri, Gymnotiformes, Gymnotidae. Gene Ontology annotation, biological process: protein O-linked glycosylation.
AUGCGGCCUUGUGUGUUCAGACUGCAGACCCAUCAGUGGUGCUUCCUGCUGUGCAACGUCCUGCUGUUCCACGCCCUGCUGUUUGGGGGCGACGUCGUGGAGCAGUUCCUGCUGCAGUCCUCGCCUGCCGCCUACACCGACCACUCCGUCCUGGAGCUCCGGGAGCGCGCUCGCAAGCUGGACCUGCGCGAGCCCUGGGCCAACACCUCCCAGCUGUACCCAGUCAACCCCGCCCCCUGCCUCCAUCACCAGGAUCUCCUGUUCCUCACUCUCGUCCUCAGCGACCCCGGUGGCGCCGGCCAGAGGGAGGCGGUGCGCAGCUCGUGGGCUAACCAGACGUCGGUGCAGGGCGUGGCCGUACGGACGCUGUUCGUCCUGGGCCCCGCCCCCUCAGAGGCGGAGCAGGAGGCGGUGAAGGAGGAGUCGGGGCGUCACGGCGACGUCGUGCAAUGCGAGGGGGCGUCGUCGUGGAGCAGCCCCUGGCGGGCACGCUGGGAACGGGUCAAGCUCGCUCUGCGCUGGGUACUUGUCUUUUGUCCUCAGGUCCGGUUUGUCGUCCUAGCAGAGGACACCGUGUUCUUAAACAUACCUGCACUGGGGACGUACCUGCUGGACCUCCGCUCCAGCCCUGACGACCUCUACCUGGGCAGGGUUAUCCACCGGGCCACACCCAACAGAAACCCCAGCGGGCCACAUUAUGUCCCCUUCCACGUCUACCCUAACAGGCUCUUCCCAGACUACUGCUCAGGUCCCGCCUUCCUCAUGUCGCAGGACGUGGUCCGGAAAGUGUACGUGGCGUCCGAGGACGUCGCCCUGCCCCUCUCUUCCGACGUGCUGAUUGGCCUGUUCGCCCGACGAGCGGGCGUGGUAGCCACUCACAGCGCUCGGUUCUCGGGCGAGCGGCACGUCCGGUAUAACCCCUGCUGCUACAACUUCCUGUUCAGCUCCGCCGGCAUGGCGGCGGAGCAGCUGGGCGUGGCCUGGAAGGACCUGGGGGAGGGGCGAGGGCGGAGCUGCAGCGUGCUGGAAACGUAUUACAGCCUGGUGGCCUGCAAAACAAUGACUUACCUGGAGAAGCUCAGCUUCGGCGGUAGCAACAGCACGCAAGGCUGA